This is a messenger RNA of Theobroma umbraticum, 519 nucleotides long. RefSeq lists its product as uncharacterized. NCBI's taxonomy places the organism in Eukaryota, Viridiplantae, Streptophyta, Magnoliopsida, Malvales, Malvaceae. The record is from RefSeq and is a predicted model, not a curated record.
AUGGAAGCAACAUUUUUGGCUAAGAGAACUCUCUUCAACAUCCCAAUGUUCUUGCCUCAAAGCCCUCCUGGAAUCCAAUCUACCAGAAGAGUUACCAGGGCUUGCUUAUUCACUGCUUAUGAGCUUGCGGAAGGAAGCAAUGCAGUAGAAGAAGAAGAAGAAGGGUCAUCAGAUAUAACCGAUGCACCAAGAGAUUACAUAAGAGACGGCAUGUACGAAGCAAAACAUCAAACGUUUGCCAUCGGAGAAGGCAGGCCGCAGGGCAGCACGACAAGCUUCGCGGUGGAUAGUGUCGAAGAUGGAAUGAAAAGGGCGGUGGAGAUGGCAAAAAAUGUGGGAGAUACGGCUAAGAAGACCCUGGAUGGAGCUUGGGAAGCAGCUAAAGAUACCGCACAAGGCAUAAAAGAAAGGGGGACUGAAAACGAUGAUGAGAUUGAAGAGGAUGUUGCAGUUGACGAGAUUAGGAAAGCUGGUCAGAUUGUUGACACACAAGAAUAUAUAGGUGUAUUGAGGAAUUGA